AUGGGAAGUUUCAAAAAGGAAAAGGCCCGCCGGACCCGCGAGGGCAAGACCGGUGAGGGCAUCAAGGUCAAGGGCGAGAACUUCUACCGCACCGCCAAGCGGGUAAAGCAGCUCAACAUCUUGAAGGAGGGCAAGGCACAGAGGAACGCCGAUGGCAAAAUUGUCAAGGCUGCAUCCUAUCAGUCUCGCGAUGUCCCGAAUGCGAGAAUCGAGCCAAAUCGAAAAUGGUUCUCCAACUCCCGUGUCAUUUCGCAAGAGUCUCUGACUGCUUUCCGAGAAGCAAUGGCGGAGAGACAGAACGACCCGUAUUCAGUCCUUCUCAAGAGCAACAAGCUACCGAUGUCUCUCGUUCGCGAUGGCCAAGACACAGAAAAUGGCGUCAAGAAGCACCAUGCUAAAAUGACUGUCGAGAGCUCGCCGUUCUCCGAGGUUUUUGGGCCGAAGAUGCAGAGGAAAAGAGUCAAGCUGAGCGUCGCAAGCAUAUCGGAGCUCGCAGAUGAUACUGAGAAGAGUCUCGAUAAAUAUCAUGACCGACUUGAGGAGAUAAAACUCUUGAGUGGACAGUCUGGUGGCGAUGCUGGUCAACCUGGAGCCUCUGCCGAGGAUGAUGCAAACGUUACCACUGCUACGGAAGCCGUUUUUAGCAAAGGACAGUCCAAGAGGAUAUGGAACGAACUCUACAAGGUCAUCGAUUCUUCAGACGUCAUCCUACACCUUCUCGAUGCUCGGGAUCCUCUGGGAACACGGUGUCGCAGUGUGGAGCAGUAUCUAAAAAAGGAGGCUCCCCACAAGCACCUAGUCUUUGUACUCAACAAGUGUGAUCUUGUUCCCACAAAGGUUGCUGCACAAUGGGUGAGAGUUCUCCAAAAGGAAUAUCCUACUGCGGCUUUCCGCGCCAGCAUGACGAACCCGUUUGGAAAGGGAAGCUUGAUCAACCUUCUUCGGCAGUUCUCAAAGCUGCACUCCGACCGCAAGCAAGUAUCAGUGGGCCUUAUCGGUUAUCCGAAUACUGGCAAGUCCAGUGUCAUCAAUACCUUACGGGGCAAGAAAGUUGCUACCGUUGCCCCUAUUCCUGGCGAGACGAAAGUCUGGCAGUACGUCACUCUCAUGAAGAGGAUAUACCUGAUCGACUGCCCUGGUAUUGUCCCACAGCAGCAUCAUGACUCGCCUCAAGAACUACUCCUACGAGGUGUCGUGAGAGUCGAGAAAGUAGACAACCCCGAGCAGUACAUUCCAGCGGUGUUGGCAAAGGUCAAACCGAAGCACAUGGAAAGGACUUACGAAUUAUCUGGGUGGAAGGACCACAUACACUUCCUCGAGCUGCUAGCAAGGAAAUCAGGUCGCUUGCUCAAGGGUGGUGAGCCGGAUCUCGACUCGAUCGCAAAGAUGGUCUUGACAGACUUCAUGCGCGGUCGAAUCCCCUGGUUCACUGCUCCUCCGACGGUUGAGGGUGACGAUGGAGAAGUUACCGAGGGUCGCGAGGGUCGCUUAGGGGAGAUGCCCAAGAAGAGGAAACGUGAUGACGUAGAAGUUGCACCAGAGUCAACACCAGUCAAGCCUUCACCCAGCAAAGACAUUGAAGAGGAUGAAGGUGACUUCGAGGGCUUUGGUAGCGAAAGCGAACCGGAAAUUGAGUCGGAUUCCGAAUCAGCAAGUGGGGAUAGUGAGGAUGUCAUUCCUCUGGAUGUUUCAAGCGAUGAGGAGGAUGACGCAGAGAGCGACGAUGCAGAGGACGACAACGAUGAAGAUGAGGGAGAAUCCUCAGGAGUGGACUAUCCAGACGAAGAAAGUGAGGAAGAGGCGAGGCCAGUGGUAGAUGAGCCGCAACUCUCAAAUCGCAAGCGUCGUAAACAGUGA
Messenger RNA from Phaeoacremonium minimum UCRPA7, 1857 nucleotides. Its product is annotated as putative nucleolar gtp-binding protein 2 protein. The coding region runs from base 1 to 1857 and encodes 618 amino acids. The record is from RefSeq and is a predicted model, not a curated record. NCBI's taxonomy places the organism in Eukaryota, Fungi, Ascomycota, Sordariomycetes, Togniniales, Togniniaceae. Gene Ontology annotation, cellular component: nucleolus. Gene Ontology annotation, molecular function: GTP binding. The transcript has 4 exons.